GACAUGACAGAGAGAGAGAGAGGGAGGGAGAUUAAACCCAGUGAUCCAAGUCUGAAGCAAUGCCAGCCAGGAGGCAGCUGUUUCCCACUGAGAAGAGGUGUCUUGGUUUACCUCAGCUCACUGUUGGGGUGCUCCAUGCUGGAGGAAGAGACAGAGGAGUUUCAGGUUGCUGUGGGCCCCCUUGUGCAGAUUUCAGGACGCUGGCCAAAGAAUGUGUCUACCAUGCAAGAACAUGUCCAAGUCCCUGAAGAAGAUAGUGGAGGAGAGCAGGGAUAAGAGUCUGCCUGAGGUGGAUAUGUGCGACAGGGGGAUCUCCAACAUGCUCGACAUUCCUGGGUUGUUCACCUUGUCCAACAUAACACAACUUGUCCUGAGCCACAACAAACUUUCAACUGUGCCCCCAAACAUUGCUGACCUUAAGAACUUGGAAGUGCUGAACAUGUUCAACAAUCAGAUAGAGGAGUUGCCCACCCAGAUCAGCAGCCUUCAGAAGCUCAAACAUCUGAAUCUAGGGAUGAACAGGUUAAGUUCACUGCCCAGAGGGUUUGGUUCUCUCCCAGCACUGGAAGUCCUGGAUCUCACCUACAACAAUCUGAAUGAAUCUUCACUGCCAGGAAACUUCUUUUACCUUACCACCCUGCGCGCACUCUAUCUCAGUGACAACGACUUUGAGAUCCUGCCCCCAGACAUCGGCAAGCUGGCCAAGCUGCAGAUAUUGAGUCUGAGGGAUAACGAUCUGAUCUCCUUGCCUAAAGAGAUAGGAGAUCUGGCUCAGCUGAAGGAGCUGCAUAUCCAGGGCAACAGACUUACAGUGCUGCCUCCUGAACUGGGUAAUCUGGACCUGACUGGCCCAAAGCAGGUGUUUAAAGCAGAGAAUAACCCCUGGGUGACUCCAAUCGCAGACCAGUUCCAGCUGGGAGUCUCUCAUGUCUUUGAAUAUGUCCGCUCUGAGACCUAUAAGUAUCUUUAUGGGCGACACAUGCAGGCCAACCCUGAAGCACCUAAAAAGAACAAUGACAAGUCCAAGAAGAUCAGCCGCAAGCCUCUGGCUGCCAGAAACAAGUGAAGAUGAGGAGAGAUGAUGUGGGGCCCUCGUCUGCCCUUUCCGAGCUGGACCUCACUGCAUGUGCCUUUGCUCACUUUUCUAUUUAUUUACCAAAGGAACACAGAUCAAUUUUUAUACUCUUUCUGUAUUGUGGUAUCACCUUCCGCAUGUGUGGCAGUGUCACCUUGUCCCUGCCAUGUCUCAGAACAGCCUUACUGAGUUGUUUUUUGCCUGCAUUUACUAUAUAGAGCCUCUUUAUUAACUUACUGUAUUAUAGUAGGUGCCUUUCUUCUUACUAUAUGCCCAAGUGUUACUUUAUUCCUAUUCAAGCUGAAUUUGAUAAAGUUUUCAGGAAAUUUUAUUUGUGUCCUCAAAUGAUCCCAAAAUAGCUUGAAUUAAAAUUGCCUAAUCUGAAUUCUCAUUUGUGAAUUUAAACAGGUUCAGACCAAACAAAACAAAAGUUAUAAGGAUAAAAUAUAACACCUUUAAGUAUUACGAUAAUAAGGUUUACGCAGAUUCAUAAUAAAGUAAAAUCACGUUGUCAUCCGUAAUCGGGUGAGACAAACCUCAUCAAGCUUGUUAAAGGGAUUUAAAAGCCAUAGUUUGCCAAAAAAUUUGUUUAUAUCUUACUGCAAAACACUGUGUAGAUUGUAGUUUUUAACAUAUUACAUUUUUAAUGUUUUAUUGCUGUUAUGCUGUUGUUAUUUGUUACAACUAAUCAGAACAAUCAAGUUCCAACUUUCUACUUUCUCAUUCCUGGAAAGGUUAUGCUAUCACUUUUAGGAAUGCCACCUAGCAAGGUUUAUUUUUUUAUUUCAUAAAUACAUUGUGUUGUAUUGAAUGGUACCUUAAAAUAACUACUUGUUUAGAACAUAAAAGCAUUAUAACAUUUAAUAUUAAUGGCAUUUUGUUGAGACCCCUAUUCUCAGCGACAUAUACUUUUACAUACCAAAAGUCAUGGAACAGGAGUGAUUAUCAUAUCCUCUGACUUUUGCCAUGUGCAAUGAAGGAUGAAGAAUCCUGCACUGGCUCCUCCUGCAUUGGAUGUGGAUGUGAUUUCUUGUGAAGUCAAACAUACAGUUCUAGCAGGAAGCUGCUGGUUACUUUCAUUACCACCCACCGUGCUGUCCAUUUCAAUCAAUCCAUGUACAUACAUACUCAUGUCCCAUGACUUUUGGCAUAUCUGUGUAGGUCAGUGUAGUGUUGGGAGUCUUGCCCAUGGACUAUUAUUGAUGUAGUGUGGAGUGCUUGCCCAGCUGUCCUGCCACAAUAAAAAAACAGUGUUGUUAACCACUACACUACUAACCAUAUACAUAUUAUACCUUCUCUGCGAAACAUAAUCUAUAUUUGUCCAUUUUCUUCCACUCUGAAUGUGAACAGUACAGUUUACUAUUCAGACAGACAAGUAGCAAAGCCGUCUGCAGUGGAGAAGAAAGAAUAUUAUCAUAUCUCAGUUUGAUUUGAGCUGUCUAAACAAGGCACGCAGCUUUUCUGUAGAGCAAUUUCUGUCCUCCGGCGCCGGGCUCAGCAGGGGUGGCUGUUGCGUAACCGGAGGGGGAUUUUGAAGGGGUUUUAGGGGUCUUAGCCAUGUCUGUGCAGGAUUGUAUCCUGCCUCCAGGGGCAUGCAUCUGUCUCUUCCCUCUUCCAUGGCUCUUGCUUUUAAUGACUGAUAUGAAUUGCUGCAAGUUUUGAAUGGUUUACAAAGUGGAGGCCAGUCCCACAGCAACUUCGCAGCUCAUUUAAGAGUGUUAACAAGUUAUUCAAACAAUAGACAGCUUGUUCUUGUAAAAACGCAUGUCCCGGAUGGUCAGCCAGGAGUGUUCAGUAUUGUUUGGAUCUGUCUCUCCAUGUACAUGAUGGUGCUGUUCUCAUGACUGUACUGUACCCAAACUGAUAAUCAUUGUGCGAGAACUCAAAUGUAAAGUUAUCUUUAAUAUAGUGAAAUUUAUAAAGUGGAUUAACGUAGGAUAGAAACUACAGAAUGCAACAAGGCCUGUUCGUAUGUGUUUGUCAAGUAUUGUUCAGGAUAUGUGGAAUAUUAUUUACUCUGGUCCUGAAAUAUUUCAUCACAAUGCUGAACGAAGAAUGUCAAAUGUCCCAAUCAUCAUAUGUCAUAUUUGUUGUUUGGAACUACUUUGAAUAAAAUAACUAAAAAAUA
Messenger RNA from Astyanax mexicanus (Mexican tetra), 3203 nucleotides. It is a transcript of the gene rsu1, whose product is annotated as Ras suppressor protein 1. The coding region runs from base 212 to 1066 and encodes 284 amino acids. Lineage: Eukaryota; Metazoa; Chordata; Actinopteri; Characiformes; Acestrorhamphidae. The record is from RefSeq and is a predicted model, not a curated record. The transcript has 9 exons. Gene Ontology annotation, molecular function: protein binding.